This is a messenger RNA of Hydatigera taeniaeformis, 363 nucleotides long. The record is from the annotation of a GenBank genome assembly. Lineage: Eukaryota; Metazoa; Platyhelminthes; Cestoda; Cyclophyllidea; Taeniidae.
AUGUUCUGCUCGGCAUCCGAUGCAAGAGCUGGAAAUUCCGAUCCCCAUGUCAUUCAUGAAAAGAUUUUGCAAGCUGCGAAGAGGUCAGGCGUCAUAUCCUUAAACGGUCGCGGACUUUCCUACGGUAGCGUGGUCCCACCGGUUAUCUGGUCGCUGAAUAGUACUCCAUCAGAAGGAAAACCUAUCAAUUUCGAAUCAGCCGGUGAUGACGAUGUUAAGUGGUGGGAGGCUGAACCCAUUAUUCGACUCAAUUUGUUUGGUAAUUCAAUCAAAGACUUAUCUGGAGAUGGUAUUGCUCAGCUAGACAGUCUUCAAAGCAUCGACGUAAGUUGGCUAUUUCGAAUUGUAUUUAUGUUUGUUUAA